UGGCACCGCCCGGCGCAGUCGGGUUCUCCUUGGGCGCCUGGAUCCUCGCCUCUGCUCCUCCGCCGCGCCCGGGACGGGCUGGUCGUCCGCAGCCAUGGAGGCUCUCGGGCCCGUGGAAGCCCGCAGUCCGCUCGAUUAGCGCCCCCGGCCCCAGUCGCCGUCGCCCCCGUCGCCGCCCGGGACGCGCGCCUGCAGCAUGGAGUCGCCCGCCUCCAACCAGCCCGCCGGCAUACCCCAGGCCAAAGCAAAACCCAAGCGGAAGAAAGACUUACGGAUCUCCUGUGUGUCCAAGCCACCUGCACCCAACCCCACACCCCCUCGGAACUUGGACUCUCGGACUUUCAUCACCAUUGGAGAUCGGAACUUUGAGGUAGAGGCCGAUGACCUGGUGACCAUCUCGGAGCUGGGCCGCGGCGCCUAUGGGGUGGUGGAGAAGGUGCGGCAUGCCCAGAGUGGCACCAUCAUGGCUGUGAAGCGGAUCCGGGCCACUGUGAACUCCCAGGAACAGAAGCGGCUGCUCAUGGACUUGGACAUCAACAUGCGCACUGUGGACUGUUUCUACACCGUCACGUUCUACGGGGCGCUCUUCAGAGAGGGAGAUGUGUGGAUCUGCAUGGAGCUCAUGGACACAUCGCUGGACAAGUUCUACCGCAAGGUGCUGGAGAAGAACAUGACGAUUCCAGAAGAUAUCCUGGGGGAGAUUGCCGUGUCUGUGGUACGGGCCCUGGAGCACCUACACAGCAAGCUAUCCGUAAUCCACAGAGACGUGAAGCCAUCCAACGUUCUCAUCAACAAGGAAGGCCACGUGAAGAUGUGUGACUUCGGCAUCAGCGGCUAUCUGGUGGACUCGGUGGCCAAGACGAUGGAUGCCGGCUGCAAGCCCUACAUGGCUCCUGAGAGAAUCAACCCCGAGUUGAACCAGAAGGGCUACAAUGUCAAAUCAGACGUCUGGAGUCUCGGCAUCACCAUGAUCGAGAUGGCCAUUCUACGUUUCCCUUAUGAGUCCUGGGGGACCCCGUUCCAGCAGCUGAAGCAAGUGGUGGAGGAGCCUUCUCCCCAGCUCCCGGCUGACCGCUUCUCCCCCGAGUUUGUGGACUUCACGGCACAGUGCCUGAGGAAGAACCCUGCAGAGCGCAUGAGCUACCUGGAGCUGAUGGAGCACCCCUUCUUCACCUUGCACAAAACUAAGAAGACGGAAAUCGCUGCCUUUGUGAAGGAGAUCUUGGGAGAGGACUCGUAGGGGCUGGGCCGGGAUCCUGCUGGGAUGCUGGG
Molecule: messenger RNA, 1272 nt
Organism: Ochotona curzoniae (black-lipped pika)
Lineage: Eukaryota; Metazoa; Chordata; Mammalia; Lagomorpha; Ochotonidae
Product: dual specificity mitogen-activated protein kinase kinase 3
Exons: 12
Coding region: 197-1240 (347 amino acids)
Biological process (GO): MAPK cascade; protein phosphorylation
Molecular function (GO): ATP binding; MAP kinase kinase activity
Source: RefSeq, a predicted model, not a curated record